AUGCUGCGCUGCUGCCGGGCGGCCGCGGCCAUCGCUGCCGGCUGCGCCCCGGGCUCCCCGCGCGGCCUCGCCAUGGCCAAGAGCAAGUUCGAGUACGUGCGGGACUUCGAGGCGGACGACACGGUCCUGCCCAACUGCUGGAUCGUGGUGCGGCUGGACGGCCGCAACUUCCACAGGUUUUCUGAGCAGCAUGACUUCAAAAAGCCAAAUGAUGACCGUGCUCUGCACCUGAUGACCAAGUGUGCCCAGACAGUGAUGCAAGAACUGGAGGAUAUUGCUAUUGCUUAUGGACAGAGUGAUGAAUAUAGUUUUGUUUUCAAAAAGAAGAGCAGGUGGUUUAAAAGAAGAGCAAGUAAGUUCAUGACUCAUGUGGUCUCCCAGUUUUCCUCAAGUUACGUGUUCUAUUGGAAGGAUUACUUCAAGGACCAGCAGCUUCUGUACCCACCGGGAUUUGAUGGACGAAUUGUGUUGUAUCCCAGCAACCAGAAUUUGAAGGACUACCUCAGCUGGAGACAAGCAGAUUGCCAUAUCAAUAACCUUUAUAAUACAGUGUUCUGGAUGCUUGUGCAGCGAGGGGGUUUGACACCAGUGCAAGCACAGGAGAGGCUCCGGGGAACUUUGGCUGGAGAUAAGAAUGAAAUCUUAUUUUCUGAAUUCAACAUCAACUACAACAAUGAACCUUUGAUGUAUAGAAAAGGAACUGUCCUAAUAUGGCAGAAGAUUAAUGAAGUCAUCACUAAGAAAAUUAAAAUGCCAAAGGAAGAAGAAGAAAAAGAAGUGGAAGUGACGCGGACUAAGACUAAAGUUGUUCCCCUGCACUGUGACAUCAUUGGGGACCAGUUCUGGGAGGAAUAUCCUGAGAUUCUGGCUGAGGAUAGUUGAUAUCUCUGAUGAGCAUAACUGGUAGCUCACAUUCAGCUCUGCUUGGGUUGUUGGCAAGUGAGGAAUACGAAUGGUGGCUGGCCAGAGUUUGACCUGGGAUCCUUUUCAGCAACUACAGUGGGUUUAGCACUGGUGCUGCCUAAAAAGAAGACACUGGUGCUGUCUGACAUACAAGGAUACACCUAUAAGGAAUGCUGAAAUCAUACUGUAUUUUGAAUGUUAAGAACUCAUCAUGAAUUAAGACUUUUCCUGCCUUGUACAUGUGUAUUUGUAAAAAAUGUAUGUAGAAAUUUCCUGUGUUUCUAUAGCAUUUAAUCAAUGAGGUAUUUUAUUGUACUGCUGAACUAUAAAAAAGCCCGAAUAUUUGAACAGAAAA
Molecule: messenger RNA, 1258 nt
Organism: Melospiza georgiana
Lineage: Eukaryota; Metazoa; Chordata; Aves; Passeriformes; Passerellidae
Gene: THG1L
Product: tRNA-histidine guanylyltransferase 1 like
Exons: 6
Coding region: 1-882 (293 amino acids)
Biological process (GO): tRNA modification
Molecular function (GO): magnesium ion binding; tRNA guanylyltransferase activity
Source: RefSeq, a predicted model, not a curated record